AUGAGGGCUCCUCCCAGCUUGCCAACUACGAGUGGCAGUGUGAGCCAACAACCGCUGGGUGCUCCUAUGGACCUUGGAGAUAUGGAGAAGAAAGUCUCCUUUGCCCCUGACAACUACGUCUUUGCCCCUAUGGAGGGGCUUGACCAAUUCAAAUUUACUGCCCUCAGCCCACGAAGUGUGUCGAGCUUCUUUACCUCUCAUACCUGGAGUCCUGCCAAACCCCAGUUGCGAAGCAACGCUGAAUCUCCCGCAACAGUGCGUUAUGUAACAAGAUCGCAAAAGAAUAUUUUGAAACCAGAGGUUGAGUCGAAUCUGCCUGAGGCACAAACUGAAGAUCCUGCUAGGCCUGCUUUUGAAGUGCCUGUGGAAAACACACCACAAGAAUCUUUUGGGUGUUCUCAACCUGACGGCAGUGGACCCGUACAUGAUGUGGCUUAUUUCAGAGGAGUCAUCACAUUGGAGACUGAGAAAUUGACUCUGCUUUGUCAGCAGUGGGAUGGAUGGGAAAACUCUGACGUGGUUCCAGAUAGUGUUAAGGACCUGCUUCGUACAACUGUGGGACAGGCACGUCUCCUUAUGGCUGAACGAUUCAAACAAUUCAGAGGUCUUGUCGACAACUGCGAGUUCAAGACUAGUGAAAAGGAAGUCACCUCUGCAGAUCUGGAAGGGUUUUGGGACAUGGUCUACUUCCAGGUUGAAAGUGUCAACAAUAAGUUUCAGAGAUUGAAAAAGAUUCAAGAAAAUAACUGGGAGGAGCCCUCAUUGCCCAAAAGAGUGGUCCAAGAAAAAGGCUGUCAGGUCAAAACCAGAGGAAGUAAUGAAACCAAGUGCAGCAGCAACGAGCCGCUUUGCAGCUAUGAAGGCAGCUCUGAAGGCCAAAAUGAAGCAGGAAAUUGCUGACUCCAGCAACAAAGAAGCUCAAAGUGAUGCCAUUGUGUUUGACGCAGGUUUCUUCAGAGUGGAG
Molecule: messenger RNA, 964 nt
Organism: Amblyraja radiata (thorny skate)
Lineage: Eukaryota; Metazoa; Chordata; Chondrichthyes; Rajiformes; Rajidae
Product: disks large-associated protein 5-like
Exons: 1
Coding region: 1-900 (299 amino acids)
Biological process (GO): mitotic spindle organization; kinetochore assembly; signaling
Cellular component (GO): spindle pole centrosome; nucleus; cytoplasm
Molecular function (GO): microtubule binding
Source: RefSeq, a predicted model, not a curated record